AAGAAAUUGUAAUCAGAAAAGGAAAUGAUACGCGUAAACUCUGUUCCUCAUGCAUGGGUCAAAAAAGGGGGAAAAAAAAAGAAAAAGAAAAAGAAAGCCAGACAACCAGGAGAAGAAGUUGGCCGUACAAAGGCCAGUCAAUUCUUUUUUUGUUUUUAAAAAGUAGAGGUUCGAGGUAGCCAUGUCAGCUUUGUUUACCCACAACCCCCUUUAACUAUGCAAGAAAAGGGGAUUGCCCUCUAUUUUUAUGUAGAUAUAUAGGAAACUUCUCAUUAUUUUCACUAAGUAUAAAAUUUGUACUAUUUUUAAGUUUUCGAUUGGGGGUAAAAUUUUUUGAUGAUAGUGUAAAAACAUGAUAUUUUUGGGGUAAGAAUAUGAAAUUUUACAAGUGAAACACCCCCAAGCUUUCAGUCUUGACCAAUCAACACUACACUUGUGAGUUCAAUCGCAAAUUAGUUUUCAGACCCGCACAAUCACGCGCGUAUUGUUGCUCUCCUUUGCUGCAUUCUGCGGGAAGAAAAGAAUUCGAUAUGCUUUUGAAUGCAUAAAAUCUAUCGGAGAAAAUAAGGAGUCAUGAACAAUUCUUCCAGCAACCGAAUCUUGAUUCUCCUCUUUUCCCUUCUCCUGAUCAGCCCUUUGGCCUUGUCUUGGAAAAAAGACGAGUUCAGAAAUUGCGACCAGACACCAUUUUGCAAGCGGGCUCGCUCCAGGAAGCCCGGCGCGUGUAACCUAAUCGCCACCGGCGUUGCCAUUUCCGACGACGGGGACCUCACCGCCAAGCUCAUCCCAAGAACCCUAGAGAAUAAUGAAGCACAAGACCCUCCGAUUGAGAAGGAUAACAGUAAGCCUUUACUCCUCACUAUCUCUGUUUAUCAAGAUGGGAUUUUUAGGUUUAAAAUUGAUGAAGAUCCUUCCUUGAAUCCACCUAAGAAGAGAUUUGAGGUUCCGGAUGUCAUUAUUGAUGAAUUUUCUAGCAAGAAAUUAUAUUUACAGAGACUGAGUGAAGAAAAGAUUGAUAACGAUUCGGAAUACUCAUCCGUGGUUUAUUUAGAUGAUGAUUAUGAAGGAGUGUUGAGACAUGAUCCGUUUGAGGUUUUCGUGAGGGAUAGAGUUAGUAAAAAGAGGGUUUUGUCUGUAAACUCAAAUGGGUUGUUUGAUUUUGAGCAGUUAAGGGAGAAAACUGAAGGGGAAGAUUGGCAGGAAAGGUUUAGAAGCCAUACUGAUUCGCGGCCAUAUGGUCCGCAAUCAAUAAGUUUUGAUGUGUCAUUUUUUGGGGCUGACUUUGUAUCUGGGAUCCCUGAGCAUGCUACAAGUCUGGCAUUAAAGCCUACCAGAGGCCCUGGUGUGGAGGAUGGUUUUUCUGAGCCCUACCGGCUUUUUAAUCUUGAUGUUUUUGAGUACCUUCAUGAAUCUCCUUUCGGCUUGUAUGGAUCAAUCCCAUUCAUGAUUUCUCAUGGUAAGUCCAGGGGAACCUCAGGGUUUUUCUGGUUGAAUGCUGCUGAAAUGCAGAUUGAUGUGUUUGGUUCUGGGUGGAAUGCUGGAGAAGAUAAGAUCAUGUUGCCAGUGGAUGAGCAUAGGAUUGAUACAUUGUGGAUGAGCGAGGCUGGUGUUGUGGACGCGUUCUUUUUUGUAGGUCCAGGGCCUAAAGAUGUAGUUAAACAGUACACUAGUGUGACUGGAAGACCAGCCAUGCCACAGUUGUUUGCAACUGCAUAUCAUCAAUGCAGAUGGAAUUAUAGAGAUGAAGAGGAUGUUUUCGGAGUUGAUUCAAAGUUUGAUGAACAUGAUAUUCCAUAUGAUGUACUAUGGCUUGAUAUCGAGCACACAGAUGGGAAGAGAUACUUCACUUGGGACAAGAUCCUAUUCCCUAAUCCAGCAGAAAUGCAGAAUAAGUUGGCUGCAAAGGGUAGGCAUAUGGUCACAAUUGUAGAUCCACAUAUUAAGAGGGAUGAUGCUUAUCAUAUACACAAGGAGGCUUCAGAUAAUGGUUAUUAUGUCAAGGAGGCUAAUGGUAAGGACUUUGAUGGAUGGUGUUGGCCUGGUUCAUCGUCGUAUGUUGAUGUGGUCAAUCCAGAAAUUAGGUCCUGGUGGGCUGAUAAGUUUUCUUAUGAUCAAUAUGUGGGCUCCACUCCAUCUUUAUACAUAUGGAAUGACAUGAACGAACCUUCUGUUUUUAAUGGUCCAGAGGUGAGUAUGCCCAGAGAUGCUUUGCAUUAUGGAAACGUUGAGCACAGAGAGUUACAUAAUGCUUAUGGAUAUUAUUUCCACAUGGCUUCGUCGAAUGGCCUUCUCAAGCGAGGAAAUGGAAAUGACAGGCCUUUUGUGUUGUCAAGAGCCUUCUUUCCUGGAAGCCAGAGAUAUGGAGCUAUAUGGACUGGCGACAAUACAGCCGAUUGGGAUCACCUGAGGGUUUCAAUUCCUAUGGUUUUGACGCUUGGUCUUACUGGAAUAAUAUUCUCUGGUGCUGAUGUUGGUGGAUUUUUUGGAAACCCCGAGCCAGAGCUGUUAGUACGUUGGUAUCAAGUGGGUGCUUACUACCCAUUUUUCAGGGCCCAUGCACAUCAAGACACCAAAAGGAGAGAGCCAUGGUUGUUUGGAGAUCGGAAUACCGAACUGAUCCGUGAGGCUAUACAUACCCGCUAUAUGUAUCUUCCUUAUUACUACACAUUAUUUAGGGAGGCAAACUUGACUGGCACUCCUGUUUUACGUCCACUCUGGAUGGAAUUUCCUUCUGAUGAAGAAACUUUCAGCAAUGAUGAGGCUUUCAUGGUUGGGAACAGUCUGUUGGUGCAAGGAAUUUACACUGAGCGGGCUAAAAAAGUGUCUGUCUAUCUUCCUGGAGAAGAAUCUUGGUACGACGCGAGAACUGGAACUACUUAUAAGGGUGGUAAGAGAUACAAGCUUGAUGCCACUGAAGAGAGCAUUCCAGCCUUUCAAAGGGCUGGAACUAUCAUUCCAAGAAAAGAUCGGUUCCGUAGGAGCUCUACCCAAAUGGAGAACGAUCCUUAUACACUGGUUAUUACCCUUAAUAGCUCAAAAGAAGCUGAAGGUGAGCUUUAUAUUGAUGAUGGGAAGAGCUUUGAAUUCCAGCAGGGAGCCUAUGUUCAUCGCCGCUUCACAUUUUCAUCCGGUAAACUUACAUCUUCAAGUUUGAGCCAUUCGGCUGCAACUAACACUGCUGUCAAAUCUUCUACUGUGCUGCCCGGUUCCACCGUGGAGAGGAUCAUAUUAUUAGGACUACCCUCUUCAGCAAAAUCUGCAGUUGUCGAACCCGGAAAACAGAAGGUGGAAAUCGAACUAGGGCCACUUACGAUGAGACGCGGUCAGACGCAUAUGUAUCCAACCAUCCGCAAGCCGAAUGUUCGGAUCACAGAUGAUUGGACAAUUCAAAUCUUGUAAUGCUUCUUUGGUUGAAUUUUGAAGUGUUUGGCAUUUUCCCGUCAGUUGUAAGGCUAAAAGUAACAGGAUUCAUCAAAUCAUAGUUUAGAACAGAGAAGAAUUUUGAAUCCAAUUAUGUCCUCUUUGGGAUAAACUCGAUCACGAUAGUUAAUCUAAAAGUAACCUUAGACCAUCUUACUCUAUCUUUCUACUUUUGCAAGGUAAAUCAUUAGUCAUCCCGUUAUUCAUAUUUGUUGUAUCGUUUUAGCUCAACAAGUACUGUGUCUUGCAUUUCGAUGAUAAAG
Molecule: messenger RNA, 3683 nt
Organism: Oldenlandia corymbosa var. corymbosa
Lineage: Eukaryota; Viridiplantae; Streptophyta; Magnoliopsida; Gentianales; Rubiaceae
Source: the annotation of a GenBank genome assembly